AUGCUUUCUACUAUUAAAUUGAUUUUACUGUUAUUCUGCAGUUUAUACAUUUCUGAAGGUAGCCGAAUUUCAGCUAAAAAUGAUCCGAUAAAGCCAGAAGAUUUGGAUAAAUAUAAAUUGGAUGAAAAGGAUUUCGAUAAAGUUCGAACAAUUCACACAAAUUGGUAUUUUCAUGCAAUGAAAGCUUUAAUAUCACAAUUAUCUCUCAAUUUGUUGCCUAAAUUAUCACCCGGUGAGGUUUUUCUAUUAAAAAGGAAAUCUUAUCUUUAAGGUUUUUGUUUAGAAAUCAAAUACGAGUUUCAAAAAUGUCUCUAUAAAAUUCAUGAGAUGAAGGAUCUUGUUGAAUCGGCGAAAUGUUUGAUGCAAGCGAGGGAAAAGAAUAUGGAAUGGCGCAAAAAAUCGAGGCAAGUUUGAAUUUUUAUCUGAGAAAACUUUAUUUUUUUAGAGUUAUCCUAAAACCAAAAAAAUAUGCCAGUAGUAAACUGCAACAAAUCAACUCAAUUUAUCAACAAAAAAUUGGAAAACUAAUCAAGAAAAAUCGAGUUAAAAGAAGUCUGCAAAGAUUGGUUGUAGAUACAGUAUCCAAAAGUGAUAGCAAUGGAUAUAUUGUGAAAAAUAUGGAAAAAAUGCCAGACCUCAAGUCUACUGAUUCCAAAUCAACUGUUCAAAAAGUGACUGAUUUAUUGAAAUCGUUUGUGUCCUCAACGCCAGCAAAUCAAACGUGAGUAGAAUUUCUGACUUCAGGUACAGUAUCUAUCAUGUUUUGAAUGUAUAAUAAUUGCAUAAAAAUAACAAAUUUUAAUCAGAAAAACCGUCUACAUAAAUCAUUCCGAACGUUCCGAGAACCUAUCUUCUUUUUUCACUCCUUCGAAAUCAAAGAAACAAAAUGUGUGAAAAACACAAAGAUUAGAAGAUUUUCCGAAUAAUUCUUACAAAGGGAGAUUUUUUGGAAUUAAAUAUCAAUUGAAUAAACCAUUUUCAGUGAAGAACCAUGGUCUGAAACGUAUAACGCCCUCCUAAAUUUGAAAAAGAAAAUGAGCCAGAGGGAAAACGAGCCAGGUGCAAGAGUUUAUAAUCAACGAAUGUAUGAUCUUGUGAUGGAUCGAAAGCCAAAAAAAUCUUCAAGUGUAUUCAAUGUUUUUGAUAAGGUUGGUUUAGUAAAUCCUAACAAAAAUAUACUUUUUUCACAGCCGGAAAUUCCUGGAAUUUUGAAAAAAGCAUUUGAUUUGAUGUCGACUAUUGAUGGAACUGGGAAGAAGGCGAAGAAUUCGAAUUACAAAUUUUUGAGAUGA
Messenger RNA from Caenorhabditis angaria, 1292 nucleotides. NCBI's taxonomy places the organism in Eukaryota, Metazoa, Nematoda, Chromadorea, Rhabditida, Rhabditidae. The record is from the annotation of a GenBank genome assembly.